AUCCAAUAUACGAUAUACGAUCGUAUCCAUAUCCACAUGGGCUGGAUUCUCUGCCGAGCAUAUGACUAUGUCAGCAAAUGAUGAUCCUUAGGGCUGUCCGCGAUUGCUCCUCUGGCAAGAGCUCAGCAGCAGAAGCUCCCGCAAGCUGCAAGCUUGAUGGGGCCGUGGGGUCGGGUCGGGAUCAUCUUUUUCCCCACGAACAGCUUCAGAUUGCAGAGAGAUCGAUUACUCUCCCGGGAGGAAGACUGAAUGGCAAACGGAUUGUAAUCACUCCAGUUCAUCGAUGAGUUUGGACCUCGGCCAUGGCGUCUACAAGAGCCGAGCGACAAUCCCUCACAUCAAAAGGCUAAAGUCUUUCUUUGGUUGAUCUGGAGACUAGGCUUUGCAGUUGAAUUCUCGUCCGUGUUUCGCCUGCUGUGGAUUAUCACUUAGGACUCACGACGAAUAACCAAAAGGCCUUGGAAACAUUGGUGCGCAGGAGGAUUCCAGCUCUGGAACCCACGCUGGAGAUUUGAAGGAGUGGAACGCAUGGACGUUUUCAACACCAUCCUCUGGGGGCUGUAAGUUUGGUUCCAUCAUCUCUAAAGUCUUUUUUUUGUUCACUUUUUUCUUCCAGAUCUUUUGGAAAGCUGCUCCAGAGCAUCUGGCAUAGCUCAGGAAAUGAUCUAAGGAAGCAUUGAGCUCUAUCCAUCCUGGCCUGACCAGCAGCUACCAGAUUCAAGUCUACACAGAUUGUGUGAGCCCGAAUAAUCGAAGCUUUUUACUGUUCCCUAGGGUUUUCCGGGAGCAAGCGCGGAAUGGCGUCUCUCGAGGAGCCUUUGAUCGUAGUCUCCGACGCGAUAGCCAGUCUCCCGGACGCGACAGCGAGUCUCCAGGACGAGCUCCACGUUGUGCCACAUCAGCACCACGUCGUACCACACCAGCGCCAGCAGGACGCGCCAGAGCGACACCAGCACCAGGACGAGCGCCACCAGGAGACGCUGAUGGAAAAGGCAUUCAAGAUAUCAGCUGUCCUUGCAUCGGUAAUUCUGUAUGUCAUGCCGGUUUUCCUCGCGAAAACAGCGUUACUCCCGGGGACUCAACUAGCCAUUUUAUAUGGCACUUCGACUUUGAACUGCAUAAGCUGGUUUGUCUAUGGCCGAAUUGAACAAGAUGUGGUGGUGGAAAACGUGAACCUCUUUGGGCUUGUAACAGGGCUCAUGUUUACCGUGCAUACUGUCGGCGAUGUUACCUGGUGGCCUGUGCUAUCGCUGGGUGGUUCAUUCGUGUGGCCGCUUCUUGUUGCAGUGGCUUACUACGCUUUUCUCUACGGGUUGUACGGGAACUUCAAAAAGGAGAAAGUGUGCUGCUGCGAACUCACAGUCAUGGAGUUUUCUGGUGUCGCCACCACUGUCCUUGCUUCAGCGGUGCCCUUGUGCUUUCGUGCUGUGACGAUGAUCAGCACUACCAGCAAAGCCACAGGGUCUCCUCUCGUUCCACUGAUGGCGACGGCAUGUAACAUCCUGUGGGCUGCUUACACCCAUAUGGCAAAAAAGAAAGCCAUGCGUGCUGCUAGCAUUUCAGCAGCUCUGCUAGCUGGAGCCCUCUCCAUCCUCUCGGUGAAAGAGAGGAUGCUUUGACAUCAUGCUUACUUCUCAGCUCACUUGCGUCACACUUUUUUUCUCUACAGAAUGUAGAGCUUGUCGUUUUUUUGGAACUCUACGCGUCCCGUAGAGUUCACGCGAGAAUAAAACGAACGAAGUCUUGACGCACACUGCCACGUAAGAUCUCGCAUGAAUCGGUUCUGUAACGUGGCCAAACUGUUGAAAUGAAUCGGAGGAAACCAAGUAACUGUCAAAGCUCGGAUGGAGAUGGAUAAGCUACAGGAUAGUUUUUACUUAUCCCAUUCUGCUGUCCAUGUCGCAGCAAUCGGGAACGCUCGUCAAGUGGACGAGUGGCUUUGCCAUAGCUGAGAAGGUAGAGUAGUCGCCUGCCCAUUCGUUUUUCCAUGUAGGCAGACAUAACGGCUCGGGAUUAUCUGGAGAUCACGAGAGUUUCUGUUCGUGUUCGGAUAAAGAUGGAGGCUGAUGCACAUGAACCAAAUUCACUGCUGGACUCGAAUCGGGAUCCCUCGGACUUGUUUUCCACAGCAUGCAACGAUGUGUUUUUGGAUUAGCAGUGGAUUGGAGCAAGCUGACACUACGGCCAUGGCAACGAGUAUGCUUGACAACCAGCCUGGCCUUGGAUAUCGUGUCGUCGCAGUUUAACUUCAAACGAAUCCUCGGCACCUACACUCACCGGGAAAGCAACUUGAGACUGUCCUAAAGGAGUCGACGGGUCUGGACGACCAUUGUGCUGAGCUCGAGGGCACACUUAUCAACGUCUGACCAUUACGACUCAAGCAGAGGAUACACAAAAGGAUCCCGUAGCCACCGAUUUGGACAAGCACUCGAGCUUUAGUUCCAUCAGCACGGACAUGGACGAACUUUCAGUUAUUUGAGUGGCACCUAUCGCAAGUAUUCAAGAGGACGUCUCUGUCAGCAAGACGACUUUCAACGCUGUUGCAAUUCUUUUCGAAGAUUUUGGAGCAGACUCUGUGACGGACGUUAAGGGAAAGGAGAAACAGCUGCGACAAUGAGCUAAGUCCAAUGUAGCAAAAAGGAAGAGAUCCGUCUUGUAGAUGUGAUGGAGAAACUUUUCAGAGCAUUUUUGGAGC
Selaginella moellendorffii is the source of this 2695-nucleotide messenger RNA. RefSeq lists its product as uncharacterized. The record is from RefSeq and is a predicted model, not a curated record. Lineage: Eukaryota; Viridiplantae; Streptophyta; Lycopodiopsida; Selaginellales; Selaginellaceae. The coding region runs from base 798 to 1619 and encodes 273 amino acids. The transcript has 17 exons.